AUGCCGUUCAUGCAAAAUGGCGCCGAUACCGAAGACCUCUCCUCCUUCUCGCCCGCCUCAAAACCCAAACAAUCCACGCUCACCUCCCUGCUGAGCUCCGUACAAGCAGAUCUCCUAAGCCAAGCGCACCGCAUUCCCGCCGACUUCCGUACCCUACGUGAGCUGUCGCAGACGGGGCUGAAUGGCGGGUUGAUUGAUGAUAAGAAGUACUUGACCGAGAGCAUCAUCCAAGUCCUCUCCAGCCUACCCAACAGCUCGGCCCUGCGGACAAAGAUCACGGAUACGUUCAUCAAGACGCUCUGGGAUAACCUGCAUCAUCCGCCGCUGAGCUACAUCGGCGAUGAGUUUCGGUAUCGGAGGGCCGAUGGGAGUUUCAAUAAUAUCAUGUACCCCCAUCUUGGAGCAUCGGGGAGUCACUAUGCGCGGACAGUAUCUCCAAAACAUCCGCGUCCGGCGGUUUUGCCAGACCCGGGGCUUAUAUUUGAUACACUCCUCGCCCGUCAGGAACACGCAAAGGAGCAUCCAGCCAAGAUCUCAAGCAUGUUGUUCCACUUUGCUACGAUUAUCAUCCACGACCUCUUCUGCACGGAUGAGAACGACCGCACCCGCGUCAAAAACUCCUCGUAUCUCGAUCUCGGCCCGUUGUACGGGCACAGUCAAGACGAGCAGACCCAAGUUCGGACCUUCACCGACGGCCUCCUGAAGCCUGACACCUUCUCCGAGAAGCGGCUCCUCUCGCAGCCACCGGGCGUGUGUGCGCUCAUGAUAGCAUUCAACAGAUUCCACAACUACGUCGUCACAGAACUCGCGCGGAUCAACGAGGCAGGGCGUUUCAAUCUCCCAAAUUCGGGGGAAGAGAAAAGCCCAGAUUAUGUCUGGGCCCUGCAAAAGCGAGACGAAGACCUCUUCCAAACAGGACGCCUAAUAACAUGCGCGCUGUACGUCUCCAUAAUCCUAAAUGACUACCUGCGCACAAUUCUCAAUCUCAACGACAACGCCGCCAACCCGCGGAGCGAUUGGCGGCUUGACCCGCGCAAAGCCCUAAACGUCUUUGACGGCGAGGGUCUGCCCCGCGGCGUGGGUAACCAGAUCUCGGCUGAGUUCAAUAUGAUAUACCGCUGGCACGCAACGACCAGCGUUGCAGAUGAGGAGUGGCUGAAUGAGCUGUCGAGUCAGAUCUUUGGGAGCAAGAUCGAUGUGAGUAGAUUGUCUGUUGGUCGGUAUCUGGGUGGGCUGCAUGAAUAUUUUGAGAAGGCGGCACCGGGGGAACCGUCCAGUUGGACAUUCGGGGGGCUGAAGAGGGGGAAGGAUGGGAUGUUUGCGGAUAAAGAUCUUGUGGAGGUGUUGCAGGAUGGGUGUGAGAGUGUUGCUGGAGCAUUUGGCGCCCGCAAUACACCCAAGUGCAUGAAAGCCAUUGAGAUGAUGGGCAUACAGAAAGGCAGGGAGUGGGGCCUCGCGACCUUGAACGAGCUGAGGAUGUUUUUCAAGCUGAAGCCGCAUUCGACGUUUGCGGAAGUCAACUCGGAUCCCAAAGUCGCUGAAGCAUUGGAAGCCCUCUACGGACACCCAGACAACAUCGAGCUAUACGUCGGGAUUCAAGCCGAAGAAGCCAAGAAGCCUUUUUCCCCCGGCGCCGGCCUAUGCCCAGGCUUCACAAUCUCUUUCGCAAUCCUCUCGGACGCCGUGGCUCUCGUACGCGGAGACCGUUUCUACACAGUCGACUACAGCCCCGUCAACCUAACUAAUUUCGGUUUCAACAUCGCAGAGUCAGACUUCGACGUUGCGAAUGGCGGCGUCAUGUAUAAGCUCCUCAUGCGCGCGUUUCCUGGUUGGUACACUGCAAGCAGCGUCUACGCCUUGUACCCCUUCACCACUCCAGCAAAGAACAAAGAGAUAUUCGAAAAGCUUGAGAAGUUCGGAGCUACAGGUCUGUCAGGACUUGAGUAUAAGAGGCCUGAGUUUACAAAGCCGCCUGUGGCUAUCACGAGUUGGAGGGGCGUUGUCGAGUUGUUGAAUGAGUCCAAGGGGUUACAUGUCCCGUGGGGCAAGAAUAUCUACCAUCUCACACAGCACGAUUACAUGCUCAGCGGGGACUCCGUGGCAAAUGCGGAGCAGCGCACGUUCAUGGCGGAGCGGCUGUAUAGGGUUCCUGAUGCACUGGAGCAGUUUCGGCGGUUUUACGAGGCUAUUACGGCGGAUUUGGUAAGGAAGUAUAGUAAGAGGUUGGGGGAUUCGAUGUAUCAGGUUGAUAUUGUACGGGAUGUGUGCAACCUCGCGCACGCCUACUUCUGCGCCGAGUUCUUCGCUAUCCCGUUGAAGUCCACGAACGGGCAAAACGGUAACGGCACCAAUCAGUCCAGUACAGCAGACGCAUACACGCCCCGCGAACUGUCCGAGGCCCUCUUCGCUCUAUACCGCUAUGUCUUCUUAGAUAUGGACGCUGCCCGAUCUAUCAAGAACCGGGCUGUCGCCGCGAAAGAAAGUCAGCGCUUGGGCGAGAUCAUGCGCAGGGUCGUUUCGAGUACAUCUGAAUCGGGGUGGUCUGCAUCGGAGUACUUAUUCAGCAGGCCAUCGAGGCUCUUUGGCGGGAAGGGCUCGAGUCCUUUGAUACUGAGCGGGUAUGGGCCGCAACUGGUCAAGAGGUUGAAGGAGGGGGGCAAAAGUGUUGAGGAUGUUGUUUGGAUGAUUGUUCCUACGGCGGCGGCGACGGGAGCGACGCAGGCGAUGGGUUGGGCGCAAAUGCUCGAUCUCUACCUCUCGGACCGGUAUUCGAUGCACUGGCCGGCCAUUCAGAGACUCGCUCGAUCCGAGGAGCCGGAAGCCUUUGAGAAGCUGAAGAAAUACGCUUUGGAAGGAUUCCGCCUCUCCACCCCCGCCAACGGCGUCCUACGAACCUACAACAACCGACAUUCAAAACCAACACUUCUUAAGGACGGGGCAACCACAAAAUCCAUCUCGAAAGGUGACACAGUCUUUGCAGACUUUGCAUCGGCGGGUAGAGACCCUGAGACGUUCCCGGAUCCCGAGGAAAUCAAGCUCGAUCGGCCGCUGCAGCUAUAUAUCCAUCAUGGAUGGGGCGCGCAUGCGUGCUUAGGAAGAGCGAUUGUUACCACGGCGGGAGCAGCACUGCUGAAGGUUAUGGGGAAGCUGGAUGGAUUGAGAAGUGCUGACGGCAUGCAGGGUGAGAUGGUGAGUAAGGAGCAUGAUGGGUUUCGGAUGUUUCUGGAGGAGGAUGGUAGUGAUUGGGGGGUUUUCCCGCGGACCAAGAAGGUCGUGUUUACUGGCUUGGGCGGGUUGGCUGAGAAGAAGGAAUGA
Aspergillus mulundensis is the source of this 3315-nucleotide messenger RNA. Its product is annotated as peroxidase/cytochrome P450 family protein. Gene Ontology annotation, molecular function: peroxidase activity; heme binding; monooxygenase activity. The record is from RefSeq and is a predicted model, not a curated record. Gene Ontology annotation, biological process: response to oxidative stress. The transcript is spliced from 11 exons. Bases 1 to 3315 code for a protein of 1104 amino acids. Lineage: Eukaryota; Fungi; Ascomycota; Eurotiomycetes; Eurotiales; Aspergillaceae.